AUGCGGUUAGCAGGUAAGGUUGCCUUUAUUAGCGGCGGCGCCCGGGGCAUGGGGGCCGCCGAAGUCCGGCUAUUUUCCGCCGAAGGGGCCACCGUUGCUUUUGGCGAUGUACUCGAGGAGGAAGGCUCAGCCCUGGCGGCAGAGAUUGCAGAUAAGGGCGGCCAGGCCCUGUUCCUGUCACUGGACGUUACCAGCGCCGCUCAAUGGCAGGCGGUUAUCGAUGCCACGGUCGCCAGAUUUGGCAAGCUCGACAUCCUGGUUAACAACGCCGGCGUUAGCGGAGCGGGCCUGGUGGAGGAUGUUUCCGAAGCAGAGUGGGACCGGGUGAUGGAUAUCAACGCCAAGGGUGUCUUCCUUGGUACAAAGACGGUCCUGCCGGUCCUCCGCCAUAACGGGGGAGGCUCCAUCAUCAACAUCUCCUCGCAGCUGGCGCUGGUGGGCGUGGACAACAGCAGUUCCCAGUACAUGGCAUCCAAGGGCGCGGUGCGCAUCUUUACCAAGGCCACCGCCAUCCAGUAUGCCAAGGACGGCAUCAGGGCCAACUCGGUCCACCCCGGGCCAAUAGCCACUCCCAUGACCGAAGGGGGGCGCACCGACCCUGACCGGUAUAACACGACCAUCUCCCGAAUUCCCCUGGGCAGGUAUGGGGAGCCCGAUGACGUGGCCUACGGCGUCCUUUUCCUGGCCUCCGACGAGUCGUCCUUCAUGACCGGCAGCGAACUGGUAAUUGACGGAGGCUGGACCGCCCAGUAG
Molecule: messenger RNA, 753 nt
Organism: Geodia barretti
Lineage: Eukaryota; Metazoa; Porifera; Demospongiae; Tetractinellida; Geodiidae
Source: the annotation of a GenBank genome assembly